UGCAGUAUUCAGUCUCUUUAGAAACUUCUCCAGGGGAAAAGUGUUGGGAGAUCUACAAAGUGGAUUUUUUUUCCUUUUUUUUCCCUUCUCCCUGAUUUUUUACCGCUCCUCUACAGACUUUGCAACAAAACACUCCAACUUUGCAGCAAACUUUUUUUUUUUAAAUCUUUUGGUCUUUUUUUUUUUUCUUUGCAAAUCUUGGAAGAGGAAAGCGGGAGAGUUGAACAGAGCCGAUCGAAACACAACUUUGCUUCAUACCAAGCUUCCCAGCAGCUCGCUGCGUCGGGAGAGACUUUUUCUCCUGCAGAAGAAGAGAGAGGGGAGGGGACCUUUGCAGCCCCUCUUCCUUCUCCUGCGGUUUUGGUUUUUUUUUUUGUUUUUUUUUUUUUCCACUCUUCUUUACUGCUUUGAUGCAUUAUUAGCAGGACACUGGUUUUCAAGGAACUUUGCUCCCUUCCCAACCUGCCUCCUCCCAGCCCUUUGGGAAGAGUGUGUGUGAGUGUGUGCGUGCGUGUGUGAAAUCGCCGUCCCACCUCCCCGAACCCCCCUGCUCCCCCACGCCUCCCCCUCUGCAACCUGUAGGCUGUGCAACCCCUGCAGGCUUCGCUCCCUUUCCCCCCUACUUCCCUCCCUCUUUUUUUGCGCUCCCGCGGAUCGCGGUGCGAAUUCCCCCUUUCGAAGCGAGAAAAAGCUGAAAGGAGAAACGGGGGGRAAAAAAGACCCCCAAAAAAAGGAAAUCUAGACGUCCCCCCUCUCCCAACGCCAAAAGAAAAGCAGGAGGUCUCGCACCCCGAGAAUACACCCCAGAGUGGGGCGCCUGCAAGCAGGGGCUGCGCUUUUCUUUUUGAAUUUUAUUUUUUAAAAUUCUUUACUUUUUUUUUYYUUYUUUUUUUUCUUUUUGCCCCUGAAGGGGCAAGCGGAAAGCCAGCGCCGCCCGCUCCCGGCAGCCCCCCGCGCCCCGUCCCGCAGCAUCCCCGCCGCGAUGCUGCUGCGGCUCCUGGUGCUGCUGGGCGCCUGCCCGGGGCUGUCGCGGUGCCUGGGCUCCUUCGUGCAGUGCGAGCCCUGCGAUGCCAAGGCGCUGUCGCUCUGCCCGCCGCCGCCGCUGGGCUGCGAGCUGGUGAAGGAGCCGGGCUGCGGCUGCUGCCUCACCUGUGCCCUGCCCGCCGGGCAGCCCUGCGGCGUCUACACCGAGCGCUGCGCCCGCGGGCUGCGCUGCCUCCCGCGCCAGGGCGAGGAGAAGCCGCUGCACGCCCUGCUCCACGGCACCGCCGUCUGCCUCAGCGAGAAGAGCUACCGCGAGCAAGCCAAGGCCGAACGGGAGUCCCGAGAGCAUGAGGAGCCGACCACGUCGGAGAUGACAGAGGAGACCUACCCGCCCAAGGCCUACCGGCCCAAGCACGGGCGCCUCUCUGAGCUCAAGGCUGAAGCCCUGAAGAAGGACCGCAGGAAGAAGAUGACCCUGGCCAAGUUCGUGAACAUAGCUGAGAACACGGCUCAUCCWCGUGUUGUCAUGCCUGAGCUCCGACAGGAGUUUGAGCUGGGCCCGUGCCGCAGGCAGAUGGAGGCGUCCCUGCAGGAGCUAAAGAGCAGCCAGCGGAUGGUCCCCCGUGCUGUCCACCUCCCCAACUGUGACCGCAAGGGCUUCUACAAGAGGAAGCAGUGCAAGCCCUCCCGAGGCCGGAAGCGUGGGUUGUGUUGGUGUGUGGACAAGUACGGCAUGAAGCUGCCAGGGACUGACUACCUGAGUGGAGACCUGCAGUGCCACGCGUUYGACAGCAGCAACGUGGAGUGAAGCCGCAUCCCCCCCCUCCGCCCCAUCACUAUCUAUCCAGACUCCCUUCCACCCUCCCCUCCGCACCUCCCCAUGCCCCAGGACUCCGAUUCCUUUCAUCUCAUGUAAGACGAAAAAAGAAAGGAAAAGAAAAAAGAGAAAGGAAGGAAAAUGAAAAAAACAGAAAGGGAAAGAAAGAAAAAAGACAAGUAAGGAAAGGAAAAGUAAAAAGAGAGAAAAGAAAGAAAAAAGAGAAAAGAAAAAAGAGAAAAGAAAAAAGAAAAUGAAAAAAAGAGAUGAAAAGAGAAAAGAAAAAAGAGAAAAGAAAAAAGAGAAGAGAGAAAAAUAAACCCUGAAGAAACUGAGGACUCGGAAUCUACAAUAGCCUUUUGACAACAAGGACUCAGCAAGGAAAGGAUAGAGCCAGAGACAAACCAGCCAUGGCCACUAUGUCGUCCUGCACCUCUCCCCAACACAGCCUGUGCCCCUCUGCCACAAGCAGAGGUCACCCUGAUGUAGGAAGCUCUCCGAGUCGGUGAUUUUCCAGUACGGGUUUUGGGCAGGUUCAUUUUUUAUUUUUAUAUUUUUUUCGUGUUAGCUAGUUGAUUCCUGAAGGGUCUUGAGAGGAAAUCUUGCGGCCACCAGCGUUCCCCUUGCAGUACUGUGGAGUGUCCUCCCCAUGUUGCUGGGACUCUCUUGAGCUGAUUUGAUUUCUAUAUCAAAUGACUGCCCCAAUCUAGGCAGAUUUCAACAAGGGAGGAGGCAUGGGACUGUUGGCUUUGUGUCUGGAGAUGAGCUGGGGAGGGAAACACAGAUCCUGCAAAAAUACCCCCAGAAAAUAUCUGUGGACUUCAAAAAAAAUCAUCCAAAAAGGAAACACAUUCUUCCCUGUCCACUUCUUCUUGAAUGGAAGGUCAGAAAUCUUCUUGGACAAGCAGGACUCUGACUGUUGUCCAUCCAGGUGUGAAAGCAUUCAUCACCUGCAUGCACGUGUAUGAGUGUGUGUGUGCAUUGACAUGGCUUUUCCUCCUUGCAACACUUCACCUUGAAACCUGCAAUCCGGAGGUUUCAAUGUAAUAUGUAGUCAGGGGGAUAUGCUGCCCCUCCCAAAAACAUGCUGGAUGAUGUGCUGGAUUAAGCACAGGAUUAGAGUUAUGGAGGAGCAUCGGUGCCUGUGGAAUCAGGGCCCCAUCAACAAUGAGGGCUGCAUCACUGUCCAGACUGAAGCAUCCCUACAUAGGGACAGGGGAAUCAGGGCCAAAACUCUGCACCACCCUUUGCCACCACAAAGACGACCAACUAUGGAGAUUUUUAAUUCUUUUUUUUUCACAGCCAAAAAUGUGGUUUGCUCCAGGGGAAAAAAAAAAAAAAAACCCAAACCUCCACUUUGUUUCAUCGUGGUUUUGUGCUAAGGUUGGUUCAUAGCUUUCCCAAUGGAUAGGAAAAUGCCAGUUUCCAUCCUUUUACACUGAGGAUACCGCUCAUGUUGCCACAGCUGAUUCCCACCACCCUGCAGUAAGAUCCUGUGAUGGGCCCUUGCCUUUAACCUGGGACCCAGCUCCUUGUUGAAUGACGGCAGCCACCGCAUCAUGGAGACCCACUGCCUCAGGCAUGCUGGGACAGCCCUCGGCUGCCUUCCUGACUCAAUUGUUGUUUUUAAUGUUUGCAUUUGAUUUUGGGACUGUUGCCUCUUGCUUAUCCUUGACAAGGGUCUCCACGAUGUURGUGCUGGGAGGAGAUCCUACAGCGAAGGAAAGGAAAAAAAGGAAAGGGAGCUGUGGGGUCUGGGUGCUGUGAUGGGCAAACACACCCACUGGGAACCACAUCCUACUGCCACGGCUGGAGCUGGCAGCUAGCACCGGCCAAAGGACACAGCUGAUCUCAGGGGGAAGGUUCCUGCAUCCCCAAAUGCCCUUUGAGCUUCCUGGACCUGGGCAGAGAAAAACAGAGGUCCACAGCACCACCGGGACSCCACCAGUGGGGAUGGGACUUGAGGGAUUCAGCACUAAAGGGUUCUGGUGAAGGCUUCUUGCCCAUCACAGGWUGGGAGCCCUCAUAGCCUCCCACAAGAUGACAUCACUGUCCUAAGCAGCCCAUGGGUCCCCCACCAGGAUGCUUACCCUGAUGGAGGCCAGGACUGCACACCUGCRGUUAUUUCCCUCCAAGUGACAGUGGGGCGAGUUUUGCGGAUGGACUUCCAUGGAGACCCAGCGGAACACAUUUCAGCCUGGGGACAAAGCACCUUCCCGUGCUGAAAAGAAGGAAGUGUGCCACCAAAUGUAGAUCCGCUCCCAAAGAAGCCUGUUGGAGAGGGAUAACCCUCUUGUUGCUGGAGGGGAGCAUGGCAGGGGCUGAGAGAGGGACCCGUCCAGGCUCUGCAGGGCUGAUGGAGCAGAGUUGCUUUAACCAGAGUGGUGGGUUAAUGCUGGGAUGCAAGUGGGGAGAAAAAUGGGGUGGAGACAGCAGGAGGAGGAGAAGGAGCUUGUACUAAUCCCAUGGGCCAYGGGUUACCAUUCUUGACACUGUCCGCUUGCUGAUCCCUGUGCAAAAACUCCUGACUGUUAUAGGCCAGUACCACCUUUCCCAAGACCCACCCUUCCUUCUUUCUUCCUCUUUCUUGCUUUUUUGUUUGUUUUGUUGUUUAAUUUCCCAAAACUUGAAAGCCUUUGGCUGCAGAGAAAGGAGAUUUGCCCCCCGGGGUGGGAUGGGAGCAGGCAGAGGGCAGCAGAUCCCACRAACCUUGCCUUUUGGGGAGGAUGCUUUUGCAGGGUGAGCGUUAGCUCACAGGGCCCCAUGGCGGUGUCACGAUGAGGCCAUCACAGACACUGGGACAGAGACAGUGCAGURCUCUGUCCUUUCCCUACAAAGAAAGUCUGCUUGGCCCAGGGAGCCAAGUACCAAAAUCCACCCCACAGAGCCUCCCUUACCCCUGAACAUCCCAUGCUAUGAUGGCAUUGCCCGUUCUGUCCCCACAAACAUGGGGGGAGGAUGAUGGACACUUGGGUUGCAACACCCUUGCCCCCCAGAUCACCUCAGCUCCCAGGAUAAGGCACCGUGACCCCUCACCCCACCCCAGCUGCCCACUCUCUCAAGGAUCCCCAGCAGGACGAGGCUGUUUGCAGGCUGCACUAAUAUUUAGGACUGGGGUUGRAGCCUGGGUCAGGCUGGGAAUGAGAGUAACUUGAGGAGGAGUUGGUCACCCUCUGGGUGAGGAGAUGCUCCCAUUCUCAGCACCCAGCAGCACCCUUUUGCAUUUAGGGUGAGAGAAUCAAAAGGGGCAGAUUUGGAAGCUGGUGAGGGUUGAGGCACACCAGGAGAUGCUGGCAAUUUGUGCAUUGGUGGGUUGUGAGGCUCAGGGGUCUCUGGCUACAGUAUUUGUGCCAAGCCCACAUGGGUAUCGAGGAUGCGAGCUGGGAAGGAGAGGACAAGGAUGGCUCAGGACAGCCCUUCCACCACAUCUGCCUGGGGAGUGGCACUCAGUGGCUGGGCUACCCCUUGUCUGUACUGCAGUGGACUUCGAAAACCACUAGUACAAGAGCAUUUUGCACUAUUUCUCCGCUCUCUCCCCCCUUCCCUUUUUCUCCACCUUCCCCAUGAAAAUUGUUUUUUGCUGUUGGUUUGGUUUCUUUUUGUUGUUGAUUUUUUUCCCCCCAAAUGGAGCAUUGUAUAUUUAAAAAACUGUCAGUUCACCUCGCUUCCAGACCGCUGUCCUGGCCCUGGCUAGGAGCCCUGCCUGCUGUGGCCCCCUCCCCAGCCCACCAGACCCCACCACUGCCACCGGGACAGACGUCACCGUGCACGUUACCCACCGUUGUAACACAGUUGUUAAAACACACCAGAUUCCGAGUUUCCUGCCUGGUUUUUAUCUUUAAGCAAUACUCACUACACAUUUUACGGUAGCUUUUUAUAGCUUUACAUACAUACGGUAGCUCUGUUGUUUCGUUUUGGUUUUGUUGUUUUGUUUUUUUUCCAGUAAACAAGAAAUACUCAUAAUCUUACUGGUGGGAAAAAAAAAAAAAAGCAGUUUKUGAAAAACUGACAAUGGAAGAAGAGC
Malurus melanocephalus (red-backed fairy wren) is the source of this 5825-nucleotide messenger RNA. It is a transcript of the gene IGFBP5, whose product is annotated as insulin like growth factor binding protein 5. Bases 983 to 1792 code for a protein of 269 amino acids. Gene Ontology annotation, cellular component: extracellular region. The record is from RefSeq and is a predicted model, not a curated record. Gene Ontology annotation, biological process: regulation of insulin-like growth factor receptor signaling pathway. Gene Ontology annotation, molecular function: insulin-like growth factor II binding; fibronectin binding; insulin-like growth factor I binding. NCBI's taxonomy places the organism in Eukaryota, Metazoa, Chordata, Aves, Passeriformes, Maluridae. The transcript is spliced from 4 exons.